This is a messenger RNA of Huiozyma naganishii CBS 8797, 1689 nucleotides long. RefSeq names its product dolichyl-P-Man:Man(6)GlcNAc(2)-PP-dolichol alpha-1,2-mannosyltransferase (gene ALG9). The coding region runs from base 1 to 1689 and encodes 562 amino acids. Gene Ontology annotation, molecular function: alpha-1,2-mannosyltransferase activity. Gene Ontology annotation, biological process: protein N-linked glycosylation. The record is from RefSeq and is a predicted model, not a curated record. The transcript has a single exon. NCBI's taxonomy places the organism in Eukaryota, Fungi, Ascomycota, Saccharomycetes, Saccharomycetales, Saccharomycetaceae. Gene Ontology annotation, cellular component: endoplasmic reticulum membrane.
AUGCAAAAGGGUCACUGGAUCAGCGCGCUAUUAGUCGUGCUCUUGUUGACUAGUCGUCUUUAUGUCCAACCGUUGUAUUCCAUUAUUUCUGACUGUGACGAGACGUUCAACUACUGGGAACCACUGAAUUUACUGCUCAGAAAUUUUGGUAAACAGACUUGGGAGUACUCCCCAGAGUACUCCAUUAGAUCGUGGUCUUUGCUCCUGCCCUUCAAUUUGCUCUUAUAUCCAUUGCAGAAACUCUCAGUUUUGCAAACAGACAAAUACUGGAAUUUCUAUAUUGUUAGAACGGCACUAGGGUCGUUCUCUGCGCUAUUAGAAUGGAAACUGUUUAGAGAAAUUGAGGGCACUCUUUCUUUGAAGAUUGCCAAUACUUGGUUGCUUUUCCAAAUCUUCACCCCAGGUUAUUUCCAUGCAUCUGUGGAAUUACUACCAUCUGCCAUUGCUAUGAUUUUAUACUUAAACACAGCGAAGUACACCUUAAGAUAUCUGUCAACUAACUCUAUCUCAAGUUUUGUCUCUAGCUUGGCGUUUAAUUUCAUUGCUAGUGUUUUGGGUUGGCCGUUUGUUAUGGUUUUGAGUGUGCCAUUGUGUUUCCAUUAUUUAUUUACUCACCGGAUUAUCUCCUCUUUGAGAACAUCGUUUGACUGCUCUUUGGUGUUUCUUCUAUUAGGUUCGGUUGUUAUCGUUAUCGACUCGAUAUUCUACGGAAAGUUUGCACCUGUGUCCUGGAAUAUCUUGACGUACAAUGUUUUGAAUGCGGAUGAAAAAUCCGGACCAAACAUAUUUGGUGUCGAACCAUGGUACUACUACCUUCUUAACCUCUUAUUGAACUUUCCCCUACCGGUUCUAUUUUUCAGUGUGAUCGGUUUGUUUCAUAGAAGGUUGUGGCCACUGAAUACUAGUUUGUUACUGUGGAUAUGCGUCUUCACGGCACAACCUCACAAGGAAGAAAGGUUUUUAUAUCCUAUCUAUGGGUUGAUUACAUUAACUGCAUCUGUUGGAUUCUACAAAUUUUAUUCCGCUUUCAAUUUCAACAAAUGUAUCAAAAGAGUGUUGCAAUUUGCAGUAAUUGCGUUGGUGCUUCUACAGUCUAUCUCAAGAACCAUAGCGUUGGUCACUAAUUACUCUGCCCCAUUUUCUGUGUACAAACAAAUUUCAAAAUUGGAUUCGGAUGGAGCAGAAAUUGUACAGGUUUGUACUGGCCGUGAAUGGUACAGAUUCCCAAACUCUUUCUUUCUACCUGAUAAGCAUAGAUUAGGAUUUGUUAAAUCUGGAUUUGAUGGUCUUCUACCGGGCGACUUCUCCGAAUCGGGAAAGCUAUUAGACAAUAUCAGAGCCCUACCAAAGGGAAUGAACAAUAAGAACCAAUUUGACGAGGGAAAGAUUAUCGAUAUUGAGCAAUGUGACUAUUUUGUUGACGUAUCUCAAAACAUAGAUCCUGAAGCUGACGUGUUUUCUCCAAAUAGCGAUGAUUGGAAAUCUAUCUACUGUCAAAAAUUCAUCGAUACAGACCGCUCGAAAAUACUGGGGAGAGCGUUUUACAUUCCAGUGUGCCUUGCUGACAUUGCUCAGAAAUAUCUUGGAGAACAGUUCGUCCGUGUUUAUGGUAUAGAGUACUUGGACUACUGUUUAUUCCAAAAGAUUACGCCGGAAGUAGAAGCAGAAGCUACCAAUAUUAAUUUAUGA